AUUUAAAAAUCUCUUCGAGUUCACCUCGCUUGAACUAAAGAGCAAAUAAACAAAACUGAAACAGUGUAAUAUAUUAAUUCACGUCUGCAUUCAAUAUACUCGCACACAAGUAUAUUAUUUCAGUCGUAAGAUUUAUAAAAACGAGACAAAGUCAAAUGGUUAUAAGUGUAACACUGUAAAAUUUAUAAAAACAUGUUCUUGUGUUAAGGAAAUAACAAGGAAUUUAAGGAUUUUCAGCAGUUGAUAUAUGAAUCUGAAUUUUCUUUAAAUAUUGUUAUUGAGAAUAUGAUUUUCCAAUUGAGUAUUUUCGUGUUGACAGCGUUGACAUCAAGCACGCUAGCCCAGUAUAACUAUGAACCACCAUUAAAACGCGGAGGUUACAAUUAUUCACCACCAGAAGAGCCUUUCAACGAAACACCACCGUCCAAGUCUUUUUCAGAUUUACGAGUAUCUACCUCUGCACCAAAACUUGUGGAUAAAACUUCAGCUCCGCAUCUGGGAUAUACAUAUAUAAAACCAGAUGUGUUAUUCACUCCACCCACUCCAAUCAAGAACAGUAUUACUGCAAAGCCUCCAUCAAACUUUAGUGGAUUACCUACACGUGUUCCAAAUUUGAAAGGAUAUGAAUACGCACGUCCGGCUGUCUCAUUUACCUACCCGUCAAUUAAUUUGAAAAGCAAUUCAACUCCGGUUUCCUCGCAAAUACCAAAAAUAACUUUAAUACCAGCCUUGAAACCAAAAGAAGCAGUAUUACCACCUCCCUUUCAUCUAAAAUCUUCGGGAUACACGUACCCACAUCCUGUUAUUCCAUUUACAAUUCCGAAAGAUGGAGAAUCACAUCCCUCGACAGUACCUACCGCCCAUCCAACAACAGAUUACUCUUACAAUACUUCUACCCCUUCGAUAGAUGUUACCUCGGAUCCAAGCAUAUCACCAAUAAUUUCAACAAAUACAACCUAUUCUCCAAAAAUAAAAGGAUACACCUAUACGCGACCUUUUGUUUCAUUUACAAUUCCAGCAAGAAUUAGAAAUGAUAAACCAACACAACUGCCGAAACUUAAGGGAUAUUUCUAUCCUAAGCCCAAAGAGCCUUUAACACUACCAAACAUAUUUCCGAAGUCAAAAGACAAUCUUGAGACCAAGCAAGGAAUUAUCCUUAAAAAUGAAACCAAAGCGUAUACUGAGAUAUCUACUGAUCGUUCGACUAGUAUAAUGUCACAAACAUCAUCGAAGGGUUACUUCUAUUCACCGCCGGAAGUGCCGUUUACUUUACCACCCAAAAAUUCGAUUACUCGACCAUCUGAAGUGCAAAUAACGCAUUCAACGAACUCUUCUUCUACAUUAACUCCUAAAACAUCGCCCCUUAAACGAGCUAAUGGAUAUGUUUACUCACGACCUGAUACUCCUUUCAAGACUCCAACAAGGUUACCAAUCAGCAAAGCGUAUACUGAUCGUUCGACUAAUAUAAUAUCAGAAACAUCAUCGAAAGGUUACUUAUAUUCACCGCCGGAAGUGCCGUUUAUAUUACCACCCAAAAGUUCGGUUACUCAAACAUCUGAAGGGCAAACGAACUCCUCUUCCAAAUUGAUUAGUUAUCCAGAAACAUCGCCCCUUAAACGAGCUAAUGGAUAUGUUUACUCACGACCUGAUACUCCUUUCAAGACUCCAACAAUGUCACCAAUCAAAAUUUCCUCUUCACUCCCAAAAUCGAAUGGAUACUUAUAUAUACCGCCUGAUAUUACUUUUAAUAUUCCUUCAAGUACCCCAACUACUAAUCGUUCACCAACAAAGAUUUUAGGAUAUUCGUACAAACCGCCCAAAGUUCCUUUCACAACACAAAAAAAAACAUUAAAAACUGAUACGCCACCAUCUUCCAUAUUAUUAAAAUCACAGAAACAAACUAAACCUGUCGUUAAUUCAAAUUAUUUGGAACCUCCUCAGAUGGGUUACAUAUACCCUAAACCAGCCAUACCCUUUGGAUUCUGAACGCCUUCGUCGCUAUGGGUUUAUGUAUGAAUAUAUGAAUGUACAGAAAAUAUACAAAUAAAGAAGCUUAUAACAGCUAAUGAAAGUUUUCGUUAUAUUUUAAUUCUAUUGCGAAAUAUAUGUUAUCCAACACAUUACACAAAGAGGACUUUCCCCGUAUGUGAUUAAAAACUAAUAUACAAUGUUCAGCAUAUAUAUACAUAAUACUAUCAUCAUUACUUGUAUACUUCAGAAGAACUAUGUCCAUUCUUUAAUAUUUAAAAUCUACCUUUAGUGGGUCACUGGUGACAUUUAUAGAGUUGCUUGUGAAAUGAACUUUUAGUAGUUCUGACGAAUAUCCGUAUAAAAUCAUACUUAAGGCGUGAUAAUCGUCUGGCUAUUCCUAUUUUUACUAAUUUGUUUUAUUAAUUUUCUAGACAAUUUCUGAAAAUAUAUUGUUAUUCAAAUUUAAAAAAGUUGUAUAUAUUUAGGCAUUUCUUUAUGCAUACUUGCUGUACAUGCAUACAUCCAAAUUAAUAAUAAUUAAAAUAAGUAAACAUAUAUGAUGGUGGCAUACAUUUAGGCUUUUAAUAUACCUAAGCAUGCUUCGUGUAUACGUUUGAGUUCAUUUACUAUAUAUUUGUUAAAUAUAUUUUAAACUUUAAUAACGAAACUCUAUGCAUUUAACGGAAAACUCGAAUUACGUAGAAACUAUUAUUGUCUGUUUGAUUAACAAUAAACGUAUUUUAUAAGCUAUGAGCUUAUUUUGUACGGAAGACAUCCAACAUAUUUACAUACAUA
Messenger RNA from Bactrocera latifrons, 2766 nucleotides. RefSeq names its product extensin-2. The transcript has 2 exons. The record is from RefSeq and is a predicted model, not a curated record. Lineage: Eukaryota; Metazoa; Arthropoda; Insecta; Diptera; Tephritidae. Bases 286 to 1986 code for a protein of 566 amino acids.